Molecule: messenger RNA, 1866 nt
Organism: Dentiscutata erythropus
Lineage: Eukaryota; Fungi; Glomeromycota; Glomeromycetes; Diversisporales; Gigasporaceae
Source: the annotation of a GenBank genome assembly
AUGAAAAAUAAAUUAAUAACUCCAGAGGUAGUAUCACCAUUAAAAGUUGCAUCAAAUGGUUAUGAAUAUUAUACCAAACCUUCGAAUCAUGGUAGCAUUUAUUAUCGUCGUAAAAAAGGAAGUUUGUCGAGCGAAGAAAUUUUAUUAGAUUCUAAAAAAUUAUCAAAAGAAAAUAAACAAAUUAAAUCUGUACUAUUAUCAACUGAUGAAAAUUUACUUGGAUAUUUGGCUGAACAAGAAGGCGAUGAAAUUGGAUCAUUACAUUUCAAAGAUUUAUCUAGAUCUAAUAAUUAUCAGAAUGAAAUAUUAGACGGAAUAUUCAAUUUUUUAUGGGGAACAAAUGUUCAUACAGUUUAUUACACUGUUACUGAUGAACAACUUAGACCCUACAAGGUCUAUUCACACAAAUUGGGGACAUCACAACGGAAUGACAUACUUAUAUAUGAAGAAAAGGAUCAUACUUCCUUUGUUGAUAUUACCAGCACCAAAGAUCAGUCCUUUAUUAUGAUAAAUUCAAAUACCUUUUCAUCAUCUGAAGUCCGAUUCUUUGACGCUCAUCAUGACACAUCUCAAGGUGCACCUGAAUUAAAAUUAAUCGAACCACGGACAACUGGAUUGGAAUAUUACGUUGAUCAUCGUGACGGUUACUUUUACAUUUUGACAAAUGCUGAUAAUUGUCAUAAUUUUAAACUUGUUCGUACGAGAAUAGAAAAUAUCAAAAAAAAAUAUUGGGAAACGAUUUUUACUGUUAAAGACACCGAAAGAAUUGAAGAUGUUGAUAUAUUUCAGGAUUACGCAGUCAUAUUUGCAAAGAGUGAAGGUUUACCAGUUCUCAUGUGUUAUGAAUUAAGAUCUUCUGAAGUUCAUCAAAUAGCGUUACCUACGAAUUUGUGUGCCGUCUCUCCGGAAAUAAAUAAUGACUCUAAUACAAAUAUUGUUCGAUUUACGUGUAACUUGCCUUUGGCUCACGAAAAAACCUAUGAAUACAAUAUGAAAACGCCUUCUCGUUUAGAUUUUGACAGCAAUUUAUAUACAUGUUAUCGAACACGUGCCAAGGUUUCAGAUGGCGCCGAAAUACCAAUAACUAUACUACAUAAAAAAUCGUUAAUAAUGAAUCACAACAAUCCAGUUCUAUUAAGAUCUUAUGGGGCGUAUGGUAUUACAACAGAUCCAGAAUUCCAACUUGAACAUUUACCAUUAUUGGAGAGAGGUUGGAUUAUUGCUCUUGCACAUGUUCGAGGAGGGUCGGAAUUAGGUUAUUCAUGGUAUGACCAAGGCCGAUUAAUGAAUAAAAAAAAUUCAUUUACUGACUUCAUUUCGGUUGUAGAGUACUUAAUUAGUGCAGGAUAUUCUAACUCAUCGAAAAUUUCUGCAAUUGGUAUCAGUGCUGGUGGUGCGGCUUUUAACAUGCGACCAGAUCUUUUUCGAGCAUUAGUUUUGCGAGUUCCAUUUCUCGAUCCAUUGACAAGUAUGUUAGACCCGAAUCUGCCACUUACAAAGAUAGAAUACAAUGAAUGGGGUAAUCCUUUAGAAGAUGAGAAUGUCUAUAAAUACAUUUCUAGUUAUGCGCCUUAUGAUAAUAUCUCUUAUGACACUACCUUUGGUGAUAAUUUUAAACAAUACAAUACUGGAACUUCAAUAUUAGUGACAGCGGGGAUGCAAGAUCAAAGAGUAAAUUACUGGCAUCCAUUGAAGUGGGUAUCUAGAAUGAGAAUAAGACAACCAAACCAAUUUUGGCCGUAUCAAAAAAGUAAUCUAUUGAUGUUGAAAAUUGAUACUAAUAAGGGUCAUUUUGGAAGUAGUGUUAAUAAUCAAUCUGAUAGAAUUAGAGAUUUAGCUUUUGAACUUGCGUUUUUGAUUAAUCAG